GUGCUGCAUCAGUCACUGAGACCUGUGUCAUUGUCCUUGUUAUGAGAAUAGCUGAAGUCAGGGAGAAAGAAAGACAGAAGGCAAUAGAGGAGAUAAUAUACUCCUUGAUUGUGCAUAAGUUCAUGGAUAAUGACAUCUUGAUGAUCCCUACAAUAUCGGUGCCAGCAGAUCCAGCUAUUAGGGUGGAUUACUGGCCAAACCAAGAACAGAAACUGGAAUCUGUCCACUCCCCUGAAGCCUUUGAGAUGAUACAGAGCCACUUAUCUCUUGUUCUUGGGGAACGGCUUGUGGGCCCACUUGAUACCAUUGUCCAGAUCAGCAAGCUUAAACUUGGGAAGCUUUACGCUGCUUCUAUGAUGUAUGGUUAUUUCCUCAAAAGAGUUGAUCAGAGAUUCCAAUUGGAGAGAACCAUGAAAACUCUUCCAGAAGGUAUGGAGAAAGACCAGGCAAUCUACAAGGAUCCAGCAGCUGAAUACCAGCUCUGGGACCCCGAUUCAUUGAUCCGGGUGCCACCAGACGACGGUGAUGGUGGUGGUAAAGGAGGUUUAUCAGAUUCAGGUGCAGCCAGGUCCUACAGAUUGAGGUCCUAUGUCAUGUACUUGGAUUCAGAGACAUUGCAGAGAUAUGCGACCAUAAGAUCGAAGGAAGCUAUUUCUCUGAUUGAGAAACAGACACAGGCCUUGUUUGGUAGGCCUGAUAUUAGGAUUUCGGAGGAUGGUUCUCUUGAUACAACUAAUGAUGAGGUUGUUGGUAUUACGUUUUCUGGUCUGACCAUGCUGGUGUUAGAGGCAGUCGCGUUUGGGUCAUUUUUAUGGGAUGCUGAAGGUUAUGUAGAAUCAAAAUAUCACUUUUUCACAAACUGAAACACACAUGAAAAUAUGUCGUAUAUUGUAAUGUAUUCUUCAAACAGAAUGAUGGUUCAGCAUGUAAGUAAAUAUGAUAGUUGAGUCUU
Telopea speciosissima is the source of this 952-nucleotide messenger RNA. Its product is annotated as UV-B-induced protein At3g17800, chloroplastic. Lineage: Eukaryota; Viridiplantae; Streptophyta; Magnoliopsida; Proteales; Proteaceae. Bases 42 to 863 code for a protein of 273 amino acids. The transcript is spliced from 2 exons. The record is from RefSeq and is a predicted model, not a curated record.